AUGUCCAAGGGACGCCCCGUCGUUACAACGCGCAUGACCCACCAGCUUCACCAGUCCAAGCGUCGCAUCGAGCAAUUGGAGUCCCAGUUUGGGACCUCUAGAGCCCACUCCUACCGCGCCUCACGAUCUGGGAAUCCUCGGAGAGGUCGCGGCGCCAACACAGGGUUUGUCGUACACCAUCGCAAACAAUUUCCUGGGAUUACCAAGGACCAGCUCGAAUCAGAAGAUCUGGCACAUCUGAAGCUGAAGGCUUUCCCAUCGGAGGAGUGCACCAUGUUGGGAAUCGCUAAUAUUAUUCGCUCCAAGAAUUCCGCACCGUUUGAACUAACUCUGGACAUCAUGUUCGACACCAGGGAGGCAUAUGAGCGAGCAAAGAAUGCGAAUAUUUUCACCGACGAGCCUGUCAUAAAACUAUACCAUCUCCUGGCAGAUGGUAUCAUCACGAACACGUUCUUCGAGCCCGUUCUCGCCUGGAAGUAUACACUGAAGCGUCCUUGGGAGCGAAGUACUGUGGGCGAGCGUGAUACUCUGGGAAAACAACAGCACGCGUCCUUGUUAUAUGUCAACGUUCCUGCCAAUUGA
Messenger RNA from Penicillium arizonense, 582 nucleotides. Its product is annotated as DUF4387 domain-containing protein. The record is from RefSeq and is a predicted model, not a curated record. The transcript is spliced from 3 exons. Bases 1 to 582 code for a protein of 193 amino acids. Lineage: Eukaryota; Fungi; Ascomycota; Eurotiomycetes; Eurotiales; Aspergillaceae.